GUGCAGUGCAGCCUGGAGCAGCUGAGUGAUGUUUGAUUGCAGCGCACACAGUACCCUCGCAAGCGAUCCACUCCGCCAGCCUCGUUUGUGACCUCGUGCAGGGGAGGCAUCAUGUACGAACCGAGAGGAGUUCCCGCUGCUGCAAGCGACACCCUUCACUGCUCGUCCUCGUCGCCUCCAGCCGGAAUGACCUGGCGUUUCGAGGCCACCAAGGGCAUAACCUAGGGAGCGACGAGAGGAAUUCGAGAGCGAGAGUGACGUUCUUGAGAGAAGUGUACUGUAGCGCAGAGAUGUUUGUCGCGACGACUUCCCCAUUGAACACAGGGCCCGUACCAGAGGACUCUCGAAUACAGUGACGCAGUAGUCGACGCUCUUGCUUGCACGUCCGUCCGCGCGUUGGCUCGUUCACCUCCCCUCUCCCUCCCAGUGGUUGCUCGCACUGCUUGCCGCACGUUGCUCAGUCCAGCCUCGACUGGACUGCUCCCCUCCUAACUGCAAAGUCGGUGGCGCACCAUUGUCCCGCUCAUCGACGUCCUCGCUGCAUACCUCGUCCUUUCCCUUCGGUUCCUACUAGCGCAGGUGUAGAUUACGGCCAUGUCAGCACACCAAGCCAAGGAGCUAGCGGGUUCGUUUGCUAGUACUGCUGCCAUUAGAGGCUUGCGUGAUACGUCCACUGCGAGUGGUGGUGAGCGCGGCUGCCAACGCGCAUCUCGUAGUUCGUCCUUAUUAGUUGCCGCGUUGUCUGUCUCACUGGAACGUGGUGAAUGCCGCUCGGAAGGCAACAAGUGUCAUUCCCAAGGCGACGAGUGUCGCUGUCAGACUCAGUCGGAGAUCGCAGCCACGUCAGACAGUCUGAGAUUGCGUCACCCAAUCAGCAGCACACCUGACUUAAUCAGCAGCACCCCUUGCGUUGAUAGCAAAAGUUCUAAGAGCAGUUUAUGCGUCCCCGCCGGCAGCGGCUGCUGCGGCGCCGAGUGCGGUACUAAGUCAGGCUGUUGUCACUCCAAAGAAUCAACGCGGCAGUUCUGUACAGAUUUUGAGGGUCCUGAUUUUACGGGUCCUGAUUUUGCGGGUCCUGAUUUAGUGGAUCCAAUCAUCGUCGACGCGCCGAAUAAUCCAUCCGAUCUGGUUCUCUCAACGAGAACUGUCCGUCCCGAGGCGCACCUCUCCGCAUCCCUUCUUCCAAAGGGCUGUCGCAAACAGUGUGGCAAAGACCGCCGUUUCCCGUGGAACCCUUGUCACCCGGACGCCGCCAUUCUUGCGGCGGCUUCUGCUCCCCUCCUCCCGGAGCACCUGUCUCUGCGACACGCCCACCCGGCGUCGAUCGCUCACCCCGCGUCGAUCGCUUCCGUCCACUGUGUCGCACUCGACUGCUCUGCCGCCAUCGCCGCUGCGCCUGAUACCCCCAGAAACGGCGCCAACUCCGCCGCUGCUCCAGCCGCCGGGGCGGUGAACGGGGCGAGCGCGGCGGCUGCCGCGGCGGCGAUCGGCGCGGAACCGGAUUCGGCGGUUUGUAUUGCGGAACCCCCUCCGCCGUCCCCAGGGGAUCGUGGCGCAGAGGUUGUGGGGGCUUCGCUUCCGCCGGCGCAAGGUCGUUGCGCAGCUCCCGUCGCGGAUUCCCCCCAGUCCGGCGGUUCUGGCGCAGACUCCGAAUCCGCGCGUGUGCUAGCGGAACCUGCCGUUGCUGCGGAGCCUACAGCGGUCGCAGACUCCGCGGGUGUUGUUGCGGAACCGGCAAGUUUGAUUGCGGAGCCUGCAGUGUCCGCAGAUUCCGCUGCUGUGCUUGCGCAACCUGCAGCGGUCGCGGACUCCGCGGGUGUAAUCGCGGAACCCGCCCCGCGGAAGGACGCGCCGGGCAUGCAGUUCCAGGUCGUGCCGCAGCGCGUGCCCAUGGCGGCGGCGGAGGCGGUGGACCGGAUGACGCGCGCGGAGCUGGUGGCGGAACUGCGGAGCCUGCAGGCGGACCACGAGAAGUACCGCCAGGAAGUGGCCUUCCAGAAGGAUCUGCUGGCAUCGGUGGGACAGGCGGUCAUCUGCACGGACCUCGCGGGCACCAUCACGCACUGGAACAAGGCAGCAGAGGCGUUGUACGGGUGGAACGAGGAGGAGGCGCUAGGGCGGAGUGUGAUAGAGAUAACGCCGGCGGACACCACCGUGCAGCAGGCGGGGGAGAUCUUUGCCGCCCUCACUCGGGGGGACGUGUGGCGCGGCGAGUUCCUUGUGCGCCGCAGAGACGGCUCGCCCUUCCACGCCAUGGUGACCGACACCCCAAUCUUAGACCCAGAGGGCAAGCUGGUGGGGGUGAUCGGGGUCUCAGCGGACAUCAGCGACCUGAAGCGCAAGGAGGGCGAGAUCCGCGCACUCAACUCCGCCCUGGAGCAGCGCGUGGCGGAGCGCACGGAGCAGCUGCAGCGCAGCAACGAGGCGCUCAAGCGCGAGAUCGAGCAGCACCUGAGCGCGCAGCAGCACCUGCGGCACUGCAUCAAGGACCUGGAGGCCUCGAGAGAUAAGAUCUCGGAGCAGUCGGCGGCGCUGGAGCGGCUGGUGCAGCAGCUGCGGGAGGCCCGGGUCGAGGCGGAGUCGGCUAACCGGCUCAAGAGCCGGUUCUUGGCAUCCAUGAGCCAUGAGAUCCGCACUCCCAUGAACGGCGUCCUGGGCAUGACCCGCCUCCUCCUCUCCACGCCCCUGCAGGAGGAGCAGCGGCAGUUUGUGGACACGAUUCGGAGCAGCGGGGACGCGCUGCUGACCAUCCUCAACGACAUCCUGGACCUCAGCAAGAUCGAGGCGGGCGAGCUCGAGCUCGAGCACAGGGACUUCGACCUCUGCCGCUGCCUUGAGGACGCCGUCUCGCUGCUUGCGGUCCGAGCCAUGGAGAAGGGCGUGGCAGUGGUGAGCUUUGUGGAGCCUAGUGUGCCGAGGGUAGUCAGAAGCGACUCUGCGAGACUAAGACAGAUUCUGGUCAACCUGAUUUCGAACGCCAUAAAGUUCACGGAGAAAGGCGAGGUGGAGGUCACCAUCUCGGCCACCAGGCUGCCGGGGAACUCCGAGCAGCACAUGCCAGAGGUGCUGAAAGAAGAGGCAGCAGCGCCGCAGCAAACGGAGGGGAUCAGAGGAGGAAUCAGCGAGCAAGUGCAGGAGGGGGCAACGGACGAGGAAGGGAGCAGCAGGGGCGGGGGAAUGAGUCACGCAGCUUGCCCAUCAGGGGGCUCCGCAGCGUGGGGCAAGGCAGUGGGCGGCAGGAGGAGGUGGCGGGGGGAGGAGACCCAGGGCAUGGAGGGGCACGCGGUGCACUGCAUUGCAGUGAGUGUGGAGGACUCGGGUAUCGGCAUCCCCAAGGAGCGAAUGGAGCGGCUGUUCAAGCCGUUCAGCCAGGUGGAUGCGAGCAUGACGCGCAAGUAUGGCGGCACGGGGCUUGGUCUGGCCAUAUCGCACCAGCUGGUGAGCAUGCUGGGCGGGCGCAUAUGGGCCGAGAGCGAUGGGCCGGGCCACGGCUCCACCUUCAGAUUCUACAUCACUGCUCCCGCGCUCCCCUUCGACCUUGAGGCGCCUCUUGAGUCGCACCAAAGGUCACCUGCUCCCGCACUCCCCUUCGACCUUGAGGCGCCUAUGGACUUGCACCGGAAGUCAUCUGCUCCUGGUGCCGUCCAUGCUGCUGCCACUUCUUCCAGAGUCCCUGUCCCUGCUCCCACUCCUCCGUUGGUCUCCUCCGUGGCUCCAAGCGCCAUUGCCAUUGCCCAGCCUACAGCUAUAGUUCCUCCGCCUUCUGAACCGAACGGGCUGCCUCAAUUGUCCAUGCAGCAACAGUGUAUUCGCGUCGCCGCUCCCUGUGCUGCUCCUUCGUCUCCUGCUUCGCCUGCCGCUGCUGCUUCUGCUGCUGCUGCUGCUGCUGCUGCUGCUGCUGCUGCUGCUGCUGCUGAACCUUUAAGGAAGCGCAAGAGGGCAGAGGAGCCACAUACAGCUACCCCUUGCCUUGAGAUACCUCAGAAGGAAAUACAGUGCUGUGGUGCAGUGGCAGGAGGUGCGACAGAAACGAUAGGGGCAAAAAGGGUCAGAAACCCAGCAGCAGCAGCAGCAUGCACCAUUGGUCCGAGCCGGAACAAGAAACAGGCAAGCGAUCACUGUGGCUGCGAUGCCUCCUGCCAGUGCUGCUGCUGGAAGGAUGGGAUGGCAAGUGAAGAAAGGGACAAGCACAGAAGCACAGAGAAUGCGAGCGUGAGGGUAGCAGAUACAGGCAACAAUGGGGAUUUCAAAGGCUGUGGCGAAAAUGAUGGUUUUCGUAAUGGCAAUGGUAGCAGCAGCGGCUGCUGUGUUGGAGGGGAGGGGUGCGCCGCAAAAGCGGACGGGAUGGAGAGUAGGGAAGGAGAAGAAGGAGACGAGAGAGGAGAAGCAGAGGAAGCGGAGGGGUAUGAUCGAGGGGAGGAGGCUGUAUUUAUGAGGGGAAGGGAGAACGACCGGUGGGGGGAGGGAGUGAGUGAGGGAGUGAGUGAGGUGGAAGCAGCAGUGGGUGGUUGGGAGAGAGCGAGGAGGAGAGCAGAGGGGAAGAGCGCACUGGUAGUGCUGCCCCAUGCUAGCACCCGGCGAAUGGUGUGCCGACACCUGGCGUCCCUUGGGCUGAGGGUGGUUGGGGUGGAUCGGGUGAUGGGAGAGGAGGUUGGGGUGCCGCUGGGAGGAGGGGGGCAUGGUGGGCAUGGUGGGCAUGGUGGGAGUGGUGGGAAUGACGGGAGUGGUGGGAAUGAUGGGCAUGAGGAGAGGAAAGAGUUUGUGCUGUCACUGCGGCCACCAUUGCUACCUGGGUCUGGUGAGAUGGUGUCCCCAUCAUGCAGCAGCAGCCCAUCAGGCACCGUGAUGGCCACACGGCUGCUGUCUGACAUUGUGAACCAACCACCAUUGCCAGCAGCACCACCACACACGCCAGCAGCCAUGGCAGCACCAGCAGCCACGGCACAUGAGUUUGACUUGUUUAUUGUAGACGCCAGCCUGCAAUGGGCUCCCACUGCAACCGUUGCAUCAGCCGCGGCAGGUACAGGUGCAGCACAAGUAGUAGAGGUAGCAGCGCCAACAGCAGCAGCAAACACAGCAGCAGAAAACACAGCUGCAGAAGCAGUUGCGGGGACAGCAGGAGCAGCAGCAACAGCACAGGUCGCAGAACACACCGGAACAUCACCAGACAGGCCAACAGUAGAGCCUGCUUCAGAGCAGCCUACCCCAGUACAGCCUUCACUGCUGUCACUAACGUCAGCCGCACAGGCUUUUAAUAGUGCUGCCAGCCCAGCAAAGGUCAUUCUCCUCGUACCAUACGGCAGCAAACAUGAAUACCCUCCAAUCUCAGGCUGCCAAGUGGCUGUUCUCACCUACCCUAUCCGCCAAACAGCCCUCAACCGACUUAUCUGUGGGCUUCUCUGCCCUCCCCCUCUCGUCUCGCUCAAUCCCUCCCAACAGUCUCACUCCCCUUGCCGCCACGCCUCCAGAUGGUUGGCAAUUGAAGUCAGUACGAACAGCUUAGAGUGUAGAAGCAACAAUUCUGGUAACCAAUUUCUGUGUGGUAACCACGCCCAGUGUGGUAACCACACCCACUGUGGUAACCAGGGCAGUGGAGAUGGCAGCAUGGCCUGCUGCUGCACCAGUCUCGGGGAUCUGCUGCCGAGCCUCCCUGCUGCUGGCUGUUCCAAAUGCGUGGCUCGUUCCGAGCCUCGUGCCGGAGCUGUGUUGGCAGGCUGUGCUGCAACCAGAGCAGAUGCAACAGGAGCAACAAGGAGCAGAGCAGGAGGGAGCACACCAGAAGCAGGCAUGGGUGCAGAAACACGCACAGGAGCAGCAGCUGAAACAGGAGCAGGAGUAGCAGCAGGGGCAGCUGUGUCAACAUGCAUACCUGAUCUAGCACUGCCAUCCCCGGUAGUAGCAGUUCCAGCAACAGCACAAGCUGCAUUGGCACGAGGAGGGGCAGCAGGAGCAUGCAGUGGAGGGACGAGAGGGCGGGGAAGAGGGGCAGCGAGGGCAGGAGUGGAUGCAGCGGGGUUCCAAUCUGGCCUGGCUGACCGGCACCCACUCAAGAUUCUCCUCGCCGAGGACAACCUGGUGAAUCAGAAGGUGGCGUGCAAGAUGCUGGGGCGCAUGGGGUACUCGUGCCACGUGGCAGUCAACGGGGCAGAGGUGCUGCAGGCUCUGCAAAAGGAGUCCUUUGACCUCAUCUUUAUGGACGUUCAGAUGCCGGUGAUGGAUGGCAUUGAGGCAACGCAACGCAUAACUCAGAUGUGGCCCGCGAAUAAGAGGCCUAAGAUAUUUGCCAUGACAGCCAAUGUGCUCGAGACAGACCGUACCAUGUGUCUCCAGGCUGGCAUGGAUGGAUUUAUUUCUAAACCGGUGAGCGUGCAUGAGCUAGUGCGAGCUGUCGAGUUCUCGAGCACUUCCAAGUUUUUAUAGAAGCUAUAUUGAGGUAAAAUGCUGGUGUUGUUAUGUACAUACAUCUACUGUGGAAUAGUGUGCUGAUCGUCUCUGCAUAAUAUUUUGUGGGAGUAUGUAAUGGUUGGU
This is a messenger RNA of Closterium sp. NIES-67, 6528 nucleotides long. The record is from the annotation of a GenBank genome assembly. NCBI's taxonomy places the organism in Eukaryota, Viridiplantae, Streptophyta, Zygnematophyceae, Desmidiales, Closteriaceae.